ACCUGAUUUCCUGUAAAUGAAGAGGGGGAGGAGCAGAUCAGGUCCAUGAGAACAGGAAGAGUAGAGUCAGCUGAGACUCCAUUUAGUGUGAAGAGAACAGAGCAGGAGGAGGAAACUGAAGGCUGAGGCAGGACUGACUUCAGAUCAGAAGAUGAGUGAUUUGGAGGAAGAGGAGGACGGAGCAGAGUCUGUAGUAUCUGGCUGUCAGUCUAUGAAGAGUGACCGGUCCAGAAUAGAUCCUCCAGACUUCAGUAAUGAACCUGGACCCUCAGACACAAAAGAGAAGAGGAGUGAAGUUUCUGAGGAGGAGCUGCUGUCCAGAACCAGAACCAGAACCAGAACCAGAACCAGAGCUGGACUGCAGACAGCCAGUCAGAGCAGCUCUGAAAAAAAGAUCAGUGGUCAGCAUAAACAUAAACAUAAGAUCAGUUUGAAGAGGACAUAUGAACGUGUGACUGAAGGAGCUGAUCAAACAGGAAGUGGAACCCCCCUCAACAGGAUCUUCACUGCGCUCUACAUCACAGAUGAACUGAGUGAAGAAGUUAAUACCCAACAUGAGGUGAGGCAGCUCGAGACAGCUUCCAAGAUGGAGACCCUCCAUGACUCUCCAAUCAAGUGCAGCGACAUCUUUAAAGCCUUACCUGACCAACAGAAACACAUCAGAGUCGUUAUGAUGAUCGGCGUCGCUGGCGUUGGAAAAACCUUCUCAGUGCAGAAGUUCUGUCUGGACUGGGCCGAGGGUUUGGAAAACCAAGAUGUGGAUCUGGUGAUUCCUCUUUCCUUCAGGGAGCUGAACUUGAUCAAAGAUGAGCAGUACAGUCUUCUGGAGCUGCUUCGUGUUUUCCAUCCAACAUUACAGGAGGUCACAGCAGAGCAGCUCGCUGGCUCUAAAGUUCUCUUCAUCUUUGACGGCCUGGAUGAAAGCAGACUUUCACUGGAUUUCAACAAGAGGAAGGUUGUUUCUGAUGUCACACAGAAGUCAUCAGUCAACGUGCUGUUGACAAACCUCAUCCAGGGGAAGCUGCUUCCCUUGGCUCUCGUCUGGAUAACUUCCCGACCUGCAGCAGCCAAUCAGAUCCCUCCUGCGUGUGUUGACAGGGUAACAGAAGUACGAGGCUUCACUGACGACCAGAAGGAGGAGUACUUCAGGAAGAGAGUCAGUGAUAAAAAGCGGUCCCGCAGAAUCAUCUCCCACAUCAAGACAUCCAGGAGCCUCCACAUCAUGUGUCUGAUCCCAGUCUUCUGCUGGAUCACUGCUACAGUUCUGGACCACAUGUUGACUACAGACAAAAGAGGAGAGCUGCCCAAGACCCUAACUGACAUGUACUCACACUUCCUGCUGGUUCAGACAAAGAGGAAGAAGCUCAAGUAUGCUGAGGGACAUGAGACGAGUCCACAGGAGCUGACGGAGGCUGACAGGGAAGUUCUUCUGAAGCUGGGGAGGCUGGCGUUUGAACAGCUGGAGAAAGGAAACAUCAUGUUCUACCAAGAAGACCUGGAGCGCUGUGGUCUGGAUGUCACAGAGGCCUCGCUGUACUCAGGAGUUUGUUCAGAGAUCUUCAAAAGAGAGAGUGUGAUCUUCAAGAAAACAGUCUACUGCUUCGUUCAUCUGAGCGUUCAGGAGUUUCUGGCUGCAGUCUACCUGUUCCACUGUUACACCAACAGGAACACACAGGUACUGGAGGACUUCCUGGGGAAAGACUUCAAACACAGGGACUCAAACCCAAAGUCUUUUCUCAAGAAGAUUUCUAAGUCUUUUAGAAAGAAAGAUAGCCUGGAUGUCUUCCUGAAGACAGCCAUGGAGAAAUCCCUUGAAAGUAAAAAUGGCCACCUGGACCUGUUUGUCCGCUUCCUUCAUGGCCUCUCUCUGAAGUCCAACCAGAGACUCUUAGGAGGCCUGCUGGGUCAGACAGACAACAGUCCAGAAAUCAUCCAGAGAGCCAUCAACAACCUGAAGGAGAUGAACAGUGAUGGGAUCUCUCCUGACAGAAGCAUCAACAUCUUCCACUGUCUGACGGAGAUGAACGACCACUCAGUCCAUCAGGAGAUCCAAAAGUUCCUGAAGUCAAAGAAGAGAUCAGAGAAGAAACUCUCUGUGAUCCACUGCUCAGCUCUGGCCUACAUGCUGCAGAUGUCAGAGGAGGUUCUGGAUGAGUUGAACCUGAAGAAGUACAACACAUCAGAGGAGGGACGACUGAGACUGAUUCCAGCUGUGAGGAACUGCAGAAAGGCUCGAUUGUGGGGCUGCGGUUUGUCAGAGAUCAGCUGUGCUGCUCUGGUCUCAGCUCUGAAGUCCAACCCCUCCCAUCUGAAAAAGCUGAACCUGUGGAGCAACAACCUGAAGGAGUCAGACGUGAAGCAGCUGUGUGAUCUGAAGGAGAGUCCAGACUGUAGACUGGAGACUCUGGAGUGGAGGGGGUAACAGAGUGAUCAGAAGGAGGAUGUUGGAGGAUCAGCUGAGUCCUGAUGAUCCGAGAGCUUGAAGCAGCAGCAUCACCUCUAACUGGGCCAUGUUACUGGGAGGUAGAGUGGAGAGACUGACUGAGGCUCUGCACGGUUCAUCAUUAGCAAUGACACGUGGUCAUGAAAGAAGUAUGUCGGGCGAGUUGAUUGGCCGACAUCAGCCUCUCCUGGUCAGUGACGGUGGCUCUGUCUCCAUCAGAAUCAGCUGACUCAGCAUACGUCAGACUACAGAGUGGAGCCAAGUGUGUAGAGCAUAUGUUUGCUAACAUUUCACAUUUUAACAUCAAUG
This is a messenger RNA of Sander lucioperca (pikeperch), 2752 nucleotides long. Its product is annotated as protein NLRC3-like. Lineage: Eukaryota; Metazoa; Chordata; Actinopteri; Perciformes; Percidae. Bases 152 to 2422 code for a protein of 756 amino acids. The transcript is spliced from 7 exons. The record is from RefSeq and is a predicted model, not a curated record.